CCCAGUACCAACACAGCAAACAUGUACAAGUUCUUGAUCCUCGCCGCCGCAGUGGCCUGCGCCAACGCCGGCUACCUGGGAGCCCCCCUGGCCACCACCUACGCCGCCUACGGACACGCCGCCGUCGCCCCAGCAGCCAUCACCUCCCAGUCCUCCAACAUCCUGAGGAGCUACGGUAACCUCGGCCAGGUGUCCACCUACAGCAAGACCAUCGACACCCCAUACAGCAGCGUCACCAAGUCCGACGUCAGGGUCUCCAACCCCGGAGUCAGGACCCUCGCCCCCGCCGCUUACGCUCCAGCUUACGCUGCCGCCCCAGUCGCCGCUUACCACGCCGCAGCUCCAGCUUACGCCGCAAGGGCCUACGCCGCACCAGCCCUCGCCGCCCCAGCUUACGCCGCAAGGGCAUACGCCGCCCCAGCCGUCGCCGCCCACGGCCUCCUCGGAGUAGCCUACUCCGCCGCCCCCGCUGUCGCCCACGUCUCCUACGACAGCCCCAUCGUCCACUACGCUCUCUAAAUUGUUUCGACCAACCUAUUUCAACCACUAUUAUUUCCAAAAAGACUUCACACGAUAAAGGAUCAUUCAUUCAUUCAUGAAUGAUCUUUCAUUGUUAAUUCUUCAUUCUUCUCAUCUUCUUCUUCUUUAAGAUUGUAUAUAUAUCUUCUCUAUUUAUUGCCUCACUUUUCCUUUCAAUAAAUGAUAUUCUAUUCAAA
Nezara viridula (southern green stink bug) is the source of this 716-nucleotide messenger RNA. Lineage: Eukaryota; Metazoa; Arthropoda; Insecta; Hemiptera; Pentatomidae. The record is from the annotation of a GenBank genome assembly.